AUGGCUCGCCGGCCGCCCGUUUCCGUGCUGCGCUAUUUUCCACCUCGCAUCAACAACCUACGUAGCAAUCUACAGAGAAAUCUACAGAGCAAUCUACAGAGCAUUCUACAGAGCAAUCUACAGAAUCAUCCUAUUGUCGACAGAUUCUCGACAUCCAGCCCUGCCAAAAUGCCUUCCUACAUUGUGUCUUUGAAAGAUGAUGCCACCGACGAGCAGGUCAAGGCCGCCAAGCAACAAGCCGUCGAGCAAGGUGGCGUUAUCGGUCAUGAGUACACCCUCUUCAAGGGGUUUUCCGUAACCUUUGACAAGGACGCCAUUACUACCCUGGAGGCGAACCAAGACGUCAAGUCGGUCGAGGUAGACGGCCAAGUCACCACUUGCUGA
Messenger RNA from Ustilaginoidea virens, 384 nucleotides. RefSeq lists its product as uncharacterized. Gene Ontology annotation, molecular function: endopeptidase inhibitor activity. The coding region runs from base 1 to 384 and encodes 127 amino acids. Gene Ontology annotation, biological process: vacuole fusion, non-autophagic. The transcript has 4 exons. The record is from RefSeq and is a predicted model, not a curated record. NCBI's taxonomy places the organism in Eukaryota, Fungi, Ascomycota, Sordariomycetes, Hypocreales, Clavicipitaceae.